AUGACAACCAAGAACAUUUUCCCAGCCUCUAAGCCAAUGACUGGCAUUCCGCUCCAAACUUCCUCAGAAGUCCGCAACCCCACCACCAAACCGUCUAAGACCAACAAGUCCAAAAGGUCCAUCCUCGAGAUGCAGGACUCAGUCUCUACUCUGUCUGAUGAACUCCCAGAGAAUUGUGACUCCUCCCUCUCUGAGUCCACAAACUUCUACCACCUGGGCCUGCGUUCACUUCCACCAAGGAAACUUCUGGCCCCAGAGCUGCAGGCAAGUGCCCCCAUCCCUAGGGCCACAAAACCCAGUGUCUCUAACGAUCCCACAGCCAUGCUUCAGCUGACAGAGGAGGCAUAUGAGUUCAGAAAGAAUCUCAGCCCAGACCCGUUCCCUCUCAUGAGUGCGCCCACUGUGUCAGUCGUAAAGGCACCCUCUGCAGAUACGAUGGUGGCACCCUCUGCAGAUACGAUGGUGGCACCCUCUGCAGAUACGAUGGUGGCACCCUUAUCAUCAGUGGUGAAGCCACCCUCUUCAGUGACCUCAAAGAGACUCUCUGCAGGAGCUACGAAGCCAAGGACCAAGACCCAGGAUACAAACCAGAGGGAGCAAGGCAAAGGAAACCGUUGUUUCUCCCUUGACCUGAUGUUUGUUAACCCAAACCAGUCAACUCUGGGGAUCCAACAUGUCUCUAUUCCAGAGGCCACAAAGGUCACUAUCCCAGGGACUCACUUUACUUCUUGA
Molecule: messenger RNA, 732 nt
Organism: Apodemus sylvaticus (European woodmouse)
Lineage: Eukaryota; Metazoa; Chordata; Mammalia; Rodentia; Muridae
Product: mucin-5AC-like
Exons: 1
Coding region: 1-732 (243 amino acids)
Source: RefSeq, a predicted model, not a curated record